This is a messenger RNA of Tinamus guttatus (white-throated tinamou), 1890 nucleotides long. RefSeq names its product coagulation factor XI. Gene Ontology annotation, cellular component: extracellular region. Lineage: Eukaryota; Metazoa; Chordata; Aves; Tinamiformes; Tinamidae. Gene Ontology annotation, biological process: proteolysis. Gene Ontology annotation, molecular function: serine-type endopeptidase activity; protein binding. The record is from RefSeq and is a predicted model, not a curated record.
AUGCCUUGGAUUUAUCUGACUUCUUAUUUCAUUUUCUUAUUUGCUUCAGUUCACAAUGAAUGUGUGACUCAGAUCUAUGAAAAUACCUACUUCCAAGGAGGAGACCUCUCUACAGUGUUUACACCAAAUGUCAAUUACUGUCAAAUAGUGUGUACCUACCAUCCCACGUGUCUCUUCUUCACCUACUUGCCAGCAACAUGGACUAAUGAUCCUACAAAAAGGUUUUCCUGCUACUUAAAAGACAGCGAUACUGAAACACUGCCAAAAGUGGAUAUGGACGGUGCCAUCUCUGGACAUUCCUUAAAACAGUGUAACAUCAAAAUUAGCGCUUGCAGUCCAGAUGUCCACAAAGGACUGGAUAUGGAAGGGGAAAAUUACGAUGUUGUUAUGGCCGACACUUACCAACAGUGUCAGGAAAGAUGCACCAAUGACAACCACUGCCAGUUUUUCACAUAUGCUUCAGAAACCUUCCACAACGUGAGCCUUCGUAAAAAUUGCUUCUUGAAACAUGCCACUUUAGGAACACCAACCAGCAUAAGAGUGCUUGAUGAUGUUGUCUCUGGAUUCUCUUUAAAGCCAUGCCAGCUUUCUGAAACAGAUUGUCUGAUGGACAUUUUUGAACAUAAAGAAUUUUCAGGAAUUAACAUUACAACUUUUUUCACUCCUGAUAUCUCCGUCUGCCAAACUAUUUGUACUUAUUUUCCAAACUGCUUGUUCUUUACAUUCUUUACCAGGGAAUGGCAAAUAGAAUCCCAAAGAAAUCUUUGCCUUCUGAAGACAUCAAGAAGUGGUAUACCAGAUGCACUUAUAUCAAGAGAAAAAGCUGUAUCAGGCUUUAGUCUCCUAAAUUGUAGAAGAUCCUUCCCUGCCUGCAAUUCUCGCACUUACACAAAUAUGAACUUUUUGGGAGAGGAACUCAAUGUCACGUAUGCUAAAGGACACAAAGCUUGUCAGCAAGUUUGCACAGACAUGAUCCGUUGCCAAUUUUUUACCUACUUUCCACUCCAAGAUUCAUGCAAUGAAGAAGGGAAAUGUAAGUGCCACCUAAAAAUGUCCUCAAGUGGAUCCCCAGUGAAAAUAGUACAUGCAGGAGGAAGGAUCUCUGGAUACUCACUAAGAUUAUGCAAGAAAAAGGCCAGUACUGUGUGUAUGCAGCACUCUGAAAAAAGCAUCAGGAUUGUUGGAGGGACCGACUCGGCUCCUGGCGAAUGGCCCUGGCAGGUGAGCCUGCACGUGAAGGUGCCCCGCCAGAGACACAUCUGCGGAGGCUCCAUCAUCAGCAACCAGUGGAUCCUCACAGCUGCUCACUGUGUUGUGAGUCUUGCGAAUCCCGACAUCUGGCGAGUUUAUGCGGGAAUUUUAAAACAAUCGGAAAUAAAAGCGGAAGUGCCUUUCUUCAAAGUGCAAGAGAUUAUUGUUCACCCUCAGUAUAAAUUCGCCCAGAUGGGAUAUGACAUUGCUUUAAUGAAACUCGAAACACCUAUGAAUUUUACUGAUCUCCAACUACCCAUUUGCCUGCCAUCGAAAGAGGAUGCUAACACACUUUACACCAACUGCUGGGUGACCGGAUGGGGUUACAGGAAAGAGAGAGGUCGCGUGGAGGAUAUUCUGCAGAAGGUGACUGUUCCCCUCAUGUCCAAAGAGGAAUGCCAGGCGAGGUACAGACAUCGCAGAAUAGAUGACAGGGUGGUCUGUGCCGGCUACGAGGAAGGUGGAAGGGAUGCUUGUAAGGGAGACUCGGGAGGGCCGCUGUCCUGCAAGCACGAGGAAGUCUGGUACCUGGUGGGCAUCACCAGCUGGGGCGAGGGCUGCGCGCGCCCGGGGCAGCCCGGCGUCUACACCAGCAUUGUGCAAUAUGCAGACUGGAUUCUGGAAAAAACAGAAACAUAA